This is a messenger RNA of Enterobius vermicularis (human pinworm), 1305 nucleotides long. NCBI's taxonomy places the organism in Eukaryota, Metazoa, Nematoda, Chromadorea, Rhabditida, Oxyuridae. The record is from the annotation of a GenBank genome assembly.
UUUGUGUUUUAUCAGCUCUUAGAAAGCAAUUUCUUAGCUUGCAACUUCAUUUUUAUCGUCAUUUCAGUCCGGUUUUUCCCCCUCGUUCAGUUUAAGCUUGCUGAUAUAGGCGAAGGGAUUGCAGAAGUACAGAUUAAAGAGUGGCAUGUGAAGGUCGGUGAUACUGUUUCACAAUUUGACAACAUUUGCGAAGUUCAGAGCGAUAAAGCAUCAGUGACGAUUACAAGCAGAUAUGAUGGUGUUAUUAAAAAACUGUAUUACAAUGUAGAUGAUAUCGCGAAAGUGGGUUCAACUCUUUUUGAUAUUGAGACUGAAGGUUCGGCAGAGGAAACUGAGAAAGCAAAAAAAGAUUCAGCAGAAUCUAGCUCUGGAACAGAGACAAGAUCGAAACCGGCUGGAAGUAGUGGAGAGCCUAUUAGCGUAGGAAAGGUUCUGGCCACUCCUGCCGUCAGAAGGAUAGCUGCAGAACAUAAGGUCAACCUUAAUACCGUGAAAGGAACUGGAAAGGAUGGCAGAGUUUUAAAGGAAGAUCUUUUGAGGCAUAUUGGACAGCUACCAGGUACGUCUUUCUUUAGUAAUCAUUUGAAUUAUGAACCACUAACAGAAGAUAAAGUUGUGCCUAUACGCGGAUACACGAGGGCAAUGAUUAAGUCAAUGAGUGAAGCUUUAAGGAUCCCUCACUUCGGAUUUCACGAUGAGUUUUACGUAGAUCGGUUGGUAGAAAUGCGAAAAGAAUUGAAAGAGCUUGGAAAAGAACGGGGUGUCAGGAUGACUUACAUGCCUAUAUUUAUUAAAGUGGCGUCAAUGGCUUUGUCGGAAUAUCCCAUGUUAAAUUCCGUUUUAGAUGAAAGAGGAGAAAAUCUUAUCUAUAAAGCUUCUCAUAAUAUCGGGAUCGCUAUGGAUACUCCGCAUGGUCUGGUGGUUCCUAACAUAAAAAACUGUGAACAGCGUAAUUUGUGGGAAAUUGCUGAGGAAUUGCAAAGGCUUGGAGAAGCCGCAAAACAUGAACAGUUGUCGCAACAAGAAAUUUCUGGAGGAACUUUCACUUUAUCGAGUGUCGGCAUGUUGGGAGGCAUGUAUGCAAACCCCGUCAUCCUUCCACCGCAAGUGGCCAUUGGUGCUUUGACAAAGAUCCAGAAGGAGCCGAAAAUUGACAAGGAUGGAGAGAUUUUUGCCCCUCAUGUGCUACGAGUUUCAUGGUCAGCUGAUCAUCGAGUCAUCGAUGGGGCCACUGUGGUUCGUUUCAGUAAUUUAGUGAAACAAUAUUUAGAAAACCCGACUAUUAUGGCUGCGCAGUUAAAAUAA